AUGUCGGGCUUCGACCAGUCGCACAAUGGUGCUUUCUUCAAUUUCAAUAACCUCACUCCACAGCAGCUCAACAUGCUCCGCCAACAGAGUCAGAUGCAGCAACCCGUGCAGAUGCCACAGCAGAUGCCACAGCAGCAGCAGCAGCAGCAAUCACAGCCGCCACCUGGCACACAACCCCAGCCGCAGAUGCAGCAACGCAACGCCAUGAUGCCUCAGCUCGGCUUGCCUGCCGGCUUCAACCAGCAGCAACUUCAGACCUUGAUGGCCCAGCAGCAGUCCCAACUUGCCAACGGCAUCAUGUCCAACAAUCAGAAUCCGCUCAUGCAGAUGAUGCGUCCACAGCCCAUGGUUCAGCCUCAGGCAACCCAGCAGCAGAUGCAGCCGCAGCAACACGCCCAAAUGCAGGGUCAAAUGCCUCACCAGCAACCUUUGGGAUCCCAGCCUGCCCAUAUUCAGCAGCAGCCUCAACAGACCAACAACCUUGGAGCUCCUCCUCAGAUGACUGGCCUUGGAGCGCCCACGCCGACGUUUGCACAGCUAUCGCAUGCCAUCGAACAAGCCAAGAAGGGUAACCUCACCCAGGAACAAAUGAUUCAGUUGCGACAAUUAAUCACACGCCAACAAGCCAUGCAAGCACAGCAGCAGGCGGCGCAGACCCAGAACACUGUCGCAAGGCCUCUGCAGCCUGCUCAGCCCAACAUGAACUUGAACAUGUCCAACGGCCCAAACUUUGCCAACGCUAUGCAAAGGGCGCCUCAGAUGCCAACACAAGCUCAGAUGAUGGCAGGUCUGCAGCAAGUCCGUCCAGGUCAAUCGACGCCUACCAUGGGUUCACAGGGUUUUUUGCAACCUGCCGCUCCAUCUCAGCAGCAACAGCAACAGCAACAGCAACAGCAACAAACGCAAGUGUCCAAUCAGAUCCAAUCCUCUCCUCAGGUGAUGCAGGGCCAAGUACAGAUGGCACGCGCUCCGACGCCCCAACAAAUCCAGGGUAUGCCUCAGAACGCGCAACAGUCGCAGCAGAUCUUGGGUCAGACACCUGCGCAGCCGGCACAGCAAAGACCACCUGUCGGGCGACCAGACCCGACCCCGGGCACUAGCAACCAGCAAAACCCACUCAACUUUCUGCGCCUUUUGCACCAGCGUGUCACGGAUAUCGAAAGCAAGCUCAAUUCAGAUCUCAGCACCGAGGAACGCCAAGUUGUCCAGCAACAGCAUGCAGAGGCUAAACGUCUGCAGUCUGCGCUGCUUCAGCGGCUCAAUGUUCAGAAUGCCCAACAGUUUGCCGCCUUGAUGCAACAGGGUCAGCAAACACCUGGUCAGAAUCAGCAACAGCCGCCGCCUCAACAGCCAAACCAAGCGUCACAGACGUCAUCGCAGCCGCAGCAGCAGCAACAACAACAACAACAGCAGCAGCAGCAGCAAGGUCUUAGCAUGAUGGGUAGCAAUAUUCAGGCUUCGCCGGUUGUCCGUCCACCGAACAAGCCUGGAUCUGCUCGGCCCCCACAGGGUCAAUUUUCCAGUCCCAUGCUCAACCAAUCCGUACCACAAGCUCAAAGCGGCCAGCAAGCGCCACCGCAACAGCAGACGCCUCAGGUGCGUCCUUCUCCACAGAUGGGCGCCAUAAAUGUCGCUGGACAGCCCAGCAUGACUGGCUUGCAAGGUGUGCCGUCGCUGCGUCCAGAGCAGUUCAUGAAGGCUCUCGUUGAUCUUAUGAAGAAGCGCGGCACCCCGAUCACCUCGCUGCCAAAAGUAGGCGGUCGGGAGCUGGAUUUGUACCGCUUCUAUCAGAUCGUACAAGCGCAUGGCGGUAGCGAAGGAGCACACCAGAAGGGAGCUUGGCCAGCCAUCGCCAUGUCUUUGGAGCUUGCGCCACUUGGCUCGCCUCAAACACAAGCGCUUGGGCAGGCGCUGGCCACCGAGUACCGCAACUACCUUGCUCCGUUCGAAGAAACGUGGCAGCGAGCCAUGCAGCAUCAAUACCAGAUGUCUAUGGCAAGUGUCGGUCUCAGUCAGGCACAAGGCGCCGCACAAAACAACCCGGGGGCGCCAUCUUUCCGACCUCCAUCGACGCCACAGAUGCAGUCGCAACAGCUCAAUCAGCAGCCUACUCAGGUGCCGGGGCAACAGACUUCAGUGAUGGCCUCAAAUCAAUCACAACAACAACAACAACAACAGCAGCAGCAGCAGCAGCAAGCUCAGAUGCAGACGCAGAACGCGGCGGGUGCACCUCAGCAACCCUCUCUUGCCGGCUUCAACCCAACUCCACCACCCAUUCUCAGCGCCGAAAACCUCGCCAAAGCAGGCAUGUCUCAGGAACAGUUCAACAAGGUCUACCUUACCCAGCAGCUCAAUGCGUGGCGACAGGAGCAGCUGCAAAAUCAGCAGCGACAGAUGAGUCAGGCAUAUCAGGGCAAUCAGGCUGGUUCAGGGCAGAAUACUAUGCAGCAGCCAGGGCAGGCGCAACAGCCUCAGCAACAGCAGCUACCACAAGCACAACAGGGAUCCAUGCAGCAGGCGCAGCAGAUGGUCUGGCCAAACCAACAGCGAUCAAUGCUGCCACAAACGUCGGGUGCUCAGCCGUCACAGACGCAGCCUGCCCGCUUUGGUAGCGGUAUGCCGGGUCAGCCGAAUAAUGCGCAACAAAUACAAAACCAGGCUCAGAUGGGCUCCAACGCUCAGAUUCAGCAGCAAGGUCAGCCGCAACAGUCGCAAGCUCAGUCGUCGCAGAUGCCGAGUUCGUCAGCACAGCCGCAACAGAUGAGCGCACAGGCCAUUUCUGCAACGAGUGCUUCUGGCGCGCCGCAGGGUCAGCCCGGUCAACCAGGUCAGCAGGGCCAACAGGGUCAGAUCGCUGGACGCCCUUCCAACAUGUCGCAGGCUCGCUUCAUCGCAGUAAGCCCUGAACAGCUGGAGCAAGCGCGUGCAGCGAUGCAGAAGAUCGACCAGGAAUUGGCUACUCAGAGACCCAGAUUGCCCAUCAUCCAGAACAUUGCCGACGACGAGAGGGACCAGAUUCUCGACCAGGUGCAGAAGCUAGCGCCGAUUCAAGCGACCGUGACAGCACUGCUACCUGCCUUUUACGCAAUGAAUGGCAAUCUGGAGCCAGCGAAGCGUCUCAAGAUUAUGGCAUUCAUGUACAAGGACCAGUUCGACUUGCUGCCCAAGAAGCAGUGCAUCCUGCGCCUGGCCGACCUGGACAAGCUCAAGAUGCAGAUGAGCCGAUGCAUCAGCUUUGUUCGUUCCAGCAACCCAGAAUUGGCGCAGCGCAUCGUGACUUCGCUCGGUGAGCAGUCGCGCGCUGCCCAACAGAACGGCGCCGCACCCUCCGCGACGGGCAGCAAUAAUUCAGCUUCGCAGAACGUCAACCAGGGAACAGCGGCAAACGCAAUGCAAGCUGGUUCCUCUGCUCCUCUUCCUGCUGCUCCGACGGCAGCAGCAGCCGCUGAGGUAGCCACGUUGCCAGCACAAGGCGCCGAGGCUGGAGCUGGUGUGAAUGCUGAUGGCACAUUCGAUGCUGUUGCAGCCAUGCACGGCAUCAAGCGCGGACUGCGACCCGAGAACCUCAAGCUGCCGCCCAAUAAACGCGCAAAGAAUGUUACUGGACCUGGCAAAGCGAUGAGCCCUUCGUCUGGCGCCAACGAGUCGCCUAGAGUGGCUCCGUCGCCCGCUCAGCCGGAAGACACGCCCACCCCAGCAGGCUCGACUCCGGCGGGCAAAGGCAGCAAGAAGAUCGAAAAGACAGGCAAGGGCAGCAAGGCGACAGCCAAGAAGGGCAAAGGAGGUGCUGCAGGCACGCCGACGUCGUCUGCCGCUGAACCUGACAAGAAGUUCAAGACGAGCGCCGACAUCAUGGCUGAGGUCAAACGAGAAUUGGCCGAGGCCGAACGCAAACGUCGCGAGGAAGGGUCUGCUGGCGAUGCCUCUGGCGCUGCUGCCAAGGUGGACAUGGCCAACGUCAAGGCAGAGCAAGAGGCGGAAGAGAGGCGCAAGAAAGACCAAGAGCUGGCGGGCCGCGAUCCGGCAGGUCUUGUCGAGUCGACGUGGCACGAGUUGCUCGCUACCGGCAAGGUCAGCAAUGUACCUGGAGGCGCCAACGCGUCGGUGGGAGCCCAAGCGAGCGGGCCAUCUGCGUCAAACGGCUCGGACCCGAAGGCUUUGCAAUCGCUCAUGUCGAUGUUAGGCCAAGAUUCGAUGUUGUCCGGACUUCCCAUCAACGGCCUCAAUGUUCCUUCAAAGGGACUCAUGCCGGACGAGUCGAGCGGUGGCGCUGCUGUACCGAGCUUUAUGGAAGGCGCACUGGAUUCGCUGCCAUCGGCGGACGCGGACACGGGCUUGGACAUCGACCUGUUCGACUUUAUCGAGGCUUCGGCCGCCGGACCAGACGCGUUCAACGACACGGAUGUCGACCUGAGCGGCGUAUUCGGAUCGAGCGCGCUGAAUGCCUCGACGCAGGAAAGCGAGCCACCGGUCGAGACUCCAGAGCUGGUGGCAAGCGCGCGACUCCCUGGGGGCAGCUCGAACGCAUCGACGAUUUCCAACUCGACAUCGAACUCGAUGCGCGGUAAGAUGCCAGCAGCGCUGGGAGCGAGCGGGCUGGAUUUUGGCUCUGCCGGACCGUCGAGCACGAGUCCGGCGGAAAUGAGUAGCUGCGACGAGAUUGAUCUCGACAAGAGCCCGUUUGUUCACAGGAUGAGCCUCGAUCGCAUGGGCCUGACCAUGGCUCCGGCAGUUGCGGGGACAGAGGCGCCCAAGGCGAUUAACACGGUCGGCGGCCAGAGCACGUUGAAGGCUCAAGAAGAAACAGCGAUCAACCAGGUUGAGCUCGGACCUGGUUCGCAAGGCAUCACUGCGGGCUCCAGCGACGAUUGGUGGGAUCUGGACCACUUUGGCAGCGUGACUAAUGCAGGGUUUGGCUCCGACGCCAAUGCAGACCAGCCAUGGGCGGUGCUGAGUUGA
Molecule: messenger RNA, 4959 nt
Organism: Mycosarcoma maydis (corn smut)
Lineage: Eukaryota; Fungi; Basidiomycota; Ustilaginomycetes; Ustilaginales
Exons: 2
Coding region: 1-4959 (1652 amino acids)
Biological process (GO): regulation of transcription by RNA polymerase II
Cellular component (GO): nucleus; SWI/SNF complex; mediator complex
Molecular function (GO): transcription coregulator activity; transcription cis-regulatory region binding
Source: RefSeq, a predicted model, not a curated record